AUGAGUUUUUGGGAGCAAUUGCAGGUGGCAUCUGCCCCUAUCAUUCAAGUCCUUCUUAUAAGUGCAGUGGGAGCUUUUAUGGCUACUGACCGUGGUGAUAAUCUUCUUUCAGCUGACUUUCGAAAAUCCUUGAACAAGAUUGUGUUCUUUGCAUUCACUCCUUCACUUAUAUUUGCGAGUUUUGCAAAGAGUGUUUCUCUUGAUGAUAUGAUAUCAUGGUGGUUUAUGCCGGUUAACAUUGGACUCACCUUCUUGAUCGGAGGGAUUCUUGGAUGGCUAAUUGUUAAGCUACUAAAGCCAAACUUGAAAGUGGAAGGUCUUAUUAUUGCUUCAUGUUCAACAGGAAAUAUGGGGAACCUUCCAGUAGUAAUCAUCCCUGCAAUCUGUAAUCAGAGAGUGACACCAUUUGGUACACACGAUGAAUGUCGCGCUAGAGCACUCUCUUACUCUUUCUUCUCUUUAGCGCUUGGUGGUGUUUAUGUAUGGACCUUCACUUACCAACUGAUUCGACAAAGUUCACUGAAAUAUAAGGCGUUUGUGGCUGAUGAACUCUUGAAGGUCGCCAACACAGACCUUGAUGCUAAUGUCAAAACAGAACUUCUCAAGGGAAAUGUUAGUGUUGGAGACGCUGAGAACCAAAUACUUGUAGACAAAGCUCUGACCACUGUGCCAAAGCCUAAAUCUUUUAUGUAUAAAAUGAUGGAAGGUUCAAGCCAAACUUUGAAAGAAGUAAUGUCACCUCCAACAAUUGCUACUUUUUUAGGCUUCCUCUUUGGCGGAGUUAAAUGGCUAAGGAGCCUAAUAAUUGGACAAGACGCUCCGCUGAAAGUGAUCCAAGACUCCAUUCAGUUGCUAGGGGAUGGUACAAUUCCUUGCAUCACAAUUUUACUUGGUGGAAACCUUGUACAAGGCAUGAGUUCAAAAAGUAUCAAACCAUCUGUCCUCAUUAGUAUCAUCAUUGCAAGAUUUUUCUUUCUACCUGUUAUUGGACUUUUUAUUGUUAAAACAGCUGCAAAAUUAGGGUUCCUCCCACUGGAUCCUUUGUUUCAAUAUGUCUUAGUAAUACAGUAUGCCCUACCACCAGCAAUGAAUAUUAGUACGAUGGCUCAGCUGUUUGAAGUAGGCACAGAAGAGUUUUCAGUUAUACUAUUGUGGACAUAUGGUGCUGCAGCUAUAGCACUCACUCUUUGGUCAACAUUUCUCCUAUGGUCAUUAUCUUAA
Lathyrus sativus (Indian pea) is the source of this 1221-nucleotide messenger RNA. NCBI's taxonomy places the organism in Eukaryota, Viridiplantae, Streptophyta, Magnoliopsida, Fabales, Fabaceae. The record is from the annotation of a GenBank genome assembly.